Fonsecaea erecta is the source of this 633-nucleotide messenger RNA. RefSeq lists its product as hypothetical. The record is from RefSeq and is a predicted model, not a curated record. The transcript has a single exon. The coding region runs from base 1 to 633 and encodes 210 amino acids. NCBI's taxonomy places the organism in Eukaryota, Fungi, Ascomycota, Eurotiomycetes, Chaetothyriales, Herpotrichiellaceae.
AUGGCGUCUCCUACCACAUCAGAAGAUACCCUCUCGCCAGUCUCGACCCGGUCCUCGACCAAGUCCAACAUGAAGAUCGCCAUGCCGCCGCCACCGUCAGCAUUCGUGCACCCCAGUCCUGCAUACAUCAUCGCGUCGACGCCCUCGCCAGCCCAAAACCCCGCCGACGCUUCCUGGCAUCCUCAGGGCCACCACCACAGCCACAUCCACAUCGCGACGCCGCACCCCUUGGCCGCCGCCACCAACUUCUUGGACAAGCACGUCCCGCUGUUCGCCAAACACCACGCCGAGUUCUCUGCCCAGCACGAGAUCCGCGCCGCCAAGAGAGAAGCCCGUCACAGUCUGGUCGAGUCGCCCAUCCCGGAGAUCGACGCCGAGUCCAUCAUGUCGGCCAAUGGGGGCGCCGUCGGGGCUGCCAUCCACAGCGCCACAGCCAUGGGCACGGCCGCCGCCUUGAGCGAGGAGUCUCACCACGCCCUCGACCCGGCAGCCUGGAACGAGGUGCUGGCCAAGCGUGAGGCCGCCCGGUUGAGGUCGGGCUCCAACAUGACCCGCAACAGCGAGCGAUUCUCCCACGAGAUCGGCAGCGACUCCGAGUCCAAGAACUCGAGCUCGCCAGCCAUCACGCCUUAG